AUGGCGUCCUCGCACAGUCGAUCAUUGAAGCUGAUUAGAGUGAAGCCCCAUUCCCAGUUUGCCCGCUUCGUUUCCAAAAAUCUACGCCAUUUUAGUUACAAGCGAGAGCCGACAACUGGUUUCGGUUCCAAUUUCAAUUCCAAUGAUGAAGAUAAUGAUGCAAGAGAAGUCCAGAAUCCGCCUCAUCCCAUACCAAACAGACCCUUAAGAGGCGACAGGGGCGAGAGGCCCUCGUACAAUUCUCGGUCUGAGUCUUACCCUACUCCGAGAGGACCCAGAAAUGUUAAGCUCUCUGGCUCGCCUAGAAAUACCAAUCAACAUCAACAUCAACAUCACCCAUCAGAUGAUGCUUUUCUCGAGAAAUUCAAGCUCCGCCUUGACAGAAACAAGGACAGCGAAAUCCCCCUACCAAACAAUCCUGCUGCUGCUAGUGCUACUGCUAAUAUAAAAGAAGAAAAAAGCAUCGAUUCGCCUCGUCUAAAUGCUAGCGCUGCUACUAAUACUAAAGAAGGAAAAAGCAUCGAUUCGCCUCCUCCAGAUGCCGAGGACAUCUUCAAGAAGAUGAAGGAAACUGGGCUCAUCCCUAAUGCUGUAGCCAUGCUUGAUGGGCUUUGCAAAGAUGGCCUCGUCCAGGAAGCCAUGAAAUUGUUUGGCUUGAUGCGCGAGAAGGGUACCAUGCCGGAUGUUGUUGUUUACACAGCAGUUGUUGAUGGCUUCUGCAAAGCCCACAAGCUCGAUGAUGCCAAGAGGAUUUUCAGGAAAAUGCUUGAUAAUGGCAUAGCUCCUAAUGCUUUCAGUUACACAGUUUUGAUUCAGGGAUUGUAUAAAUGUAAGCUGCUUGAUGAUGCUGUUGAUUUCUCCUUCCAAAUGUUGGACGCUGGUCAUUCUCCCAGUGUCACUACCUUUGUGGGUUUGGUUGAUGGGUUAUGUAGAGAGAAGGGCGUUGAAGAAGCCCAGAGGGUUAUUGCUGCUUUGCGGCAAAAGGGAUUUUUCCUUAAUGACAAAGCUAUAAGAGAGUUCUUGGAUAAAAAUGCACCAUUAUCUUCUUCACUUUGGGAGGCUAUAUUUGGCAAGAAACCCUCAUCAAAACCCUUUUGAUUUCCAUUCUCUUGUUCAUCUAGUACUAGUACACCUUGUAAGUGUUUUAUGUUCUGCCUUUACUCUGUUUCCUUGUCUUUCUCUCCGAAACUUGCCACAAAUUUUUUUUUUUUUGAGAUAGCAUUCAAGGAGUAUUCAUCUUCAUCAAUGAACCUGCUUUUUUCCCUUCAAUUUCUUAUCUAUUUACGAAUUAUUGAUCAAUGGUAAUUAUUGAGAAAUUAACUA
Messenger RNA from Hevea brasiliensis (rubber tree), 1323 nucleotides. Its product is annotated as pentatricopeptide repeat-containing protein At4g38150. Gene Ontology annotation, molecular function: protein binding. The transcript has a single exon. The coding region runs from base 1 to 1098 and encodes 365 amino acids. NCBI's taxonomy places the organism in Eukaryota, Viridiplantae, Streptophyta, Magnoliopsida, Malpighiales, Euphorbiaceae. The record is from RefSeq and is a predicted model, not a curated record.